CCAAGCUUCUCUGUAUCGUUAAAAUCCUCCUUCUAUCUUCUAUACAUCUCAAUCGCAUCAAGAUGGCAUCGCACAACAUUGUAGUCUUCGCAGGAGACCAUUGCGGUCCCGAGGUUGUUGCCGAGGCGAUUAAGGUUCUCAAGACAAUCGAGUCGCACAGCCCGUCAGCCGGCAAGUUCAACUUACAAGAACACCUUCUCGGCGGUUGCUCCAUCGACGCCAACGGCAGCCCCCUAACCGACGAGGCCCUCAAAGCCGCCCAAAAUGCCGACGCAGUCCUCCUAGGCGCCAUCGGCGGGCCCGAAUGGGGCACCGGCUCCGUCCGCCCAGAGCAAGGGCUCCUCAAGCUGCGCAAGGAGAUGGGUACAUACGGCAACUUGCGUCCCUGCAGCUUCGCCUCAGACGCCUUGGUCGAGUACUCGCCUCUCAAGGCCGAGGUCUGCCGCGGUACCGACUUCACUGUUGUGCGCGAACUGACGGGUGGCAUCUACUUUGGCGACCGCAAGGAGGACGAUGGCGAUGGCCAGGCUUGGGACAUGGAGCCGUACUCGCGUGCUGAGGUGGAGCGCAUCACGCGGUUGGCAGCCCACCUCGCGCUCGCGCAGGACCCGCCCGCUCCGGUCUGGAGUCUGGAUAAGGCGAACGUGUUGGCGACGAGUCGAUUGUGGCGAAAGGUCGUUACCGAGGUUAUGGAGAAGGAGUUCCCGCAGCUCAAGUUGGGACAUCAGUUGAUUGACAGUGCAGCCAUGUUGAUGGUGAAAAGUCCGCGUGCGCUCAACGGCGUCGUGGUGACGAGUAAUUUGUUUGGUGACAUUAUCAGUGAUGAGGCGAGUGUCAUUCCGGGCAGUAUUGGACUUUUGCCUAGUGCGAGUUUGAGUGGGAUUCCGGAUGGCAAGAAUAAGUGCAAUGGCAUUUACGAGCCCAUUCAUGGUUCCGCCCCUGACAUCUCCGGCAAGGGCGUCGUCAACCCAAUCGGCACGAUCCUGUCCAUUGCCAUGAUGUGCCGGUACUCCCUCCGCCUGCCUAAGGAAGCCAGCGCCAUCGAGGAGGCGGUGCGCAGAGUCAUCGAUAACGGUGUCCGAACGAAGGACCUUGGAGGUUCCAGCGGAACCGUGGAGAUGGGUGAUGCGAUUGUAGCGGAGCUACAGAAGGUCCUGCAGGGCUAGAAUCUCGGGGGCUCGGGCAGAGGAACGAAGAGAAGACGCCCUUGUUUUCGUAGUUGGGGAGGUGCGUUUGUUGAUCAGAUCAUUCUUGCUAGAUAGAUAGUGUGGAGUUCAGGAGGUGACAUUCGGAGACUUUGACAGCCUGGUGAGGCAAGGUCCACGGUUGGCUAGACAAAAUUUCGCUGUGAUAAGUAGUUGUGCAACGAAUGACAUGAUCAGCACAACCGGCCUGCUGAACCGUUAUAAAUCUGAUUUGGUGCCUCCAGCCAAUGUAACCUAGCCGCCCAUGCC
Pseudomassariella vexata is the source of this 1454-nucleotide messenger RNA. Its product is annotated as Isopropylmalate dehydrogenase-like domain-containing protein. The transcript has 5 exons. Lineage: Eukaryota; Fungi; Ascomycota; Sordariomycetes; Amphisphaeriales; Pseudomassariaceae. Gene Ontology annotation, molecular function: magnesium ion binding; 3-isopropylmalate dehydrogenase activity; NAD binding. The record is from RefSeq and is a predicted model, not a curated record. Gene Ontology annotation, cellular component: cytosol. Gene Ontology annotation, biological process: L-leucine biosynthetic process. The coding region runs from base 63 to 1166 and encodes 367 amino acids.